CUCCUCCUUCUCCUCCUCUCCUACCCGUAGGCCUGCUGUUGUUUGGCUUUCAUUUUUUCAAGCCUCAACUUGAUAAAAGUUUUUUUUUUCUUUUUUUUGUCUCGGUCAGCGGAACGUGUUGAAGUAAAGCAGGAAUGCGCAGGCGGCUGAGUCGCGGUUAGAAGCCGCACUGACGCUUCUCCCGCACGUUAACACGGCGGAGUUGUCGCUUCAUCUUAGUUCAGCUGUUCGUUAACGGGGGCCCCUCCCGACUCUCUGGAAGGACGAUGAACGGCGACUACCCAUCCGAUGCGGACUCCGAUGAUGCCAGGGUGGGCAAUGUAAACGAGGAACUCGUUUGCCCUCAGGAGUUUUUACCCACCUUUCAAGCUAUUGAAGGACCGAUACUGACCAAAGCGAAUCAGGUCGAGUACAACAGCAAACCGGACUCCUUGUUCUUUGAUGACGGCGUGAGGAGCAUCGACUUCAUCCUGGUGUACGAAGAUGAGGAGAAGGUGUCUGAGAGGAAGGACACGAUCGUUAGGCGUAAGGCUCGGCGAGAGUACUUUGAGGCCAGCCUGAUGAAGAUGGGCCUGGAGCUGGAGGCCACAUCCUCUGUCCUCAAUGACAACCUCAUAUUUGUGAAAGUUCACGUGCCGUGGGAGGUGCAGUGCAUAUACGCCGAGGUCCUUCACAUCAAGGUUCCCAUCGAAGUCAACACGACCCCCCCUCGCCCCUCCGUGUGGAACUGCUUCCACUGCGUCACCAAGUACUUCAAACCCGACGAGGAUCUGAUAAAAAAGGAGACGGACUACUUCACUGCGCCCUUUCAGAAGAACCGUAGGGAUUGCUUCUACAUCGGGGACAAGAACCAUUUCUUCACGCCAUCCAUGAAGAGCAGGAUGGCGUACUACAUCCUGUGCAGAGCUCCCUAUGAACUCAAUGAACGCGUUAAAAAGUUUGGCAUCACCAAACUGCUGAGUGGUGGAGUGUACAAAGCUGCCUAUCCUCUACAUGACUGCAGGUUCAAUGUCAAGUCCAGAGAAGAAAGCUGUCCCAAUGAGAGAUUUCUGCUCUUUAAGGAAUGGGCUCAUCCCAAGAACUUCUACAAGAUACAGCCUCUGGACCUCAUAAGGAGGUAUUAUGGGGAGAAGAUCGGGAUUUAUUUCGCCUGGUUGGGUUUCUACACGUUCAUGCUGGCUCUUGCUGCUGUGGUGGGACUGAGCUGUUUCAUUUACGGAUACCGGACUCAAGAAACAAACACGUGGAGCAAAGAGGUGUGCGACCCUGAGAUAGGAGGAAAGAUUGUUAUGUGUCCUCAGUGUGACCUCUGCCACUACUGGAUGUUAAACAGCACCUGUGACACUUCGAAGACACUUACCAUAUUCGAUAACUUUGGAAGCCUGGUGUUUGCGGUUUUCAUGUCAAUCUGGGUCACUGUGUUCCUGGAGUUUUGGAAGCGCUACCAGGCGGAGUUGGAGUACGAAUGGGACACAGUGGAGUUUCUGGAGCAGGGGGAGCCGCCUCGCCCUGAAUAUGAGGCCAAGUGCAUUUAUGACAGAAUUAAUCCUGUCACAGGGGUAAAAGAAAUGGUGCCUUAUACAGCAUGUGGACGAUGUUUUCGACUAUCCAUAGGAAUUGGGACCGUCCUGUUCUGGAUCAUGUUGAUCCUGGUUUCCAUCGUGGCCAUCAUUGUCUACCGACUGGCUGUUUUCCUCUCCCUGUCAAUCAAACUAAAAGACGCAGGCGAUCUGAAGAACCUAGAGCCGAUAAAGGAGUACGUAACACCACAGAUGGCCACCUCAGUCACAGCCGGCAUCAUCAGCUUCGUUGUGAUCAUGAUCCUCAAUACGCUCUACGAGCGCGUCGCUAUCUGGAUCACAGACUAUGAGCUCCCUCGGACCAGAACGGACUACGAGAACAGCCUGACGCUGAAGAUGUUCCUCUUCCAGUUCGUCAACUAUUACUCCUCAUGCUUCUACAUUGCUUUUGUGAAAGGAAAGAUAGUCGGCUACCCCGGGAAGUCAGUUUAUCUCCUGGGAAAAUACCGGAACGAGGAGUGUGAUCCCGGCGGCUGUCUGAUUGAGCUGACCACGCAACUCGCCAUCAUCAUGGGCGGAAAAGCAAUCUGGAACAACAUCCAAGAGGUCUUGCUGCCGUGGGUUAAGAAUCUGAUAUCCCGCUACUUCAACCGUUCGACCUUGGAGAAGGGUGAACUGCCUCGCUGGGAGCAAGACUUUCAUCUUCAGCCCAAUUUAAAACUCGGCCUCUUCUAUGAAUAUCUUGAGAUGGUGAUCCAGUUUGGCUUCGUCACGCUGUUCGUGGCCUCUUUCCCGCUGGCUCCGGUUCUGGCUCUGAUCAACAAUCUGUGCGAGAUCCGCAUCGAUGCUUGGAAAAUCACAACGCAGUUUCGCCGCAUUGUGCCUGAGAAGGCGCAGGACAUAGGAGCUUGGCAGCCCAUUCUUCAAGGCAUCGCCAUAUUGGCAGUCGCAACAAAUGCCAUGAUCAUUGCUUUUACGUCCGAUAUGAUUCCACGACUGGUCUACUACUGGUCAUUCUCUCUGCAUGAAGGUUACUCCGACCACACCAUGAAGGGUUUCAUUAACAGCUCCCUGUCUUAUUUCAACACCAGCGAUUUCAGUGGUACUGCAUUAAACCCUCCAAUCGAACGACUUCGCAACGUCACCAUUUGCAGGUAUCGAGACUUUCGGUUUCCUCCUGGACACCCCCGAGAAUAUGAGUACAACAUGCACUACUGGCAUGUGAUCGCUGCCAAAAUGGCUUUUAUAAUUGUCGUAGAGCACAUUGUUUACCUCACCAAGUUCAUCCUUAACUACGUAAUCCCAGACGUCCCGUACACCAUCAAAGAACGGAUCAAACGAGAGAAGUACCUGACCCAGGUCAUCCUUCACGAGACCAACCUAAAGCUGGUGACCAAGCGUUUAAGGCCAGUCAUUGAUGGGUUUUCAAGUCACAUAGAGGCAAAGAAUGACAACGAAAUCGAAAUGUCACAAUACUGACAGAGACAUGCUGCAGAGGACAUUUUGGUUCAGAGCUGUUGUUACUGGGUUAUUGUUGCUCCCAUAAAACAAUCCUUAGCAUUCUGGUAAGAAAACCCAACUUUGAAUUAAAAUCUGACCUGUCCAAGCUGUACCCUGCCUCUCGCCCAUUGACAGGUACCGGCCCCCCACGCGACCCUGAAUGGAUAAGUGGGUAUAGAAAAUGGAUGGAUGAAUUAAUAUCUUAAACUAUGCAUGGAUGUUUUGUGGUCUGUGAAGGAAAAUGUCUGUUUGAAAAGUUUCAAGACAAAAAAAGGGGAACUCCCUUUUCCCCCUUAUCUAACCAAUAUGUUUGGUUUAUGUUGGCUGUGGAGUUAUUUUUGUGUGUCACUAUGUAAGAGAAAUGUAAAAUAACUGGUAAAGAUGACAGAUACAACCUCAGAUGAACUAAUUUGCCUUAAACACGUGAAUUAUUGCCAUCUGGUGCCUUCAACUGACUAUGUGACUGCAACAUUUUGGUUAUGCUGUGUCUCCCACUUCUCCUAAAUGCUGCAUGUUAGGAGCUUUCACGGUAAACGCUCCACCCUAAUGAUAUCAUAAAAUGUCAGUAUUGCAUUAGGAGUAACAUGCAACAUCUAUGGGCUCCACAUAGUUUUAGAACAAGUUUUGUUUUAUUUUCUGGGUCAUUUUUAUACUUCAUUUCUUGAAAGUCCACGCUGAUCUGUGAAACGGGAUUGUGAGCCAGAAACGUAUGACUGCACAAGUGUUUACAUUUUACAAAAGUUUUGUCUCUUAAGCUGGUUUGAUCUAACCCAUCAGACUUCAAAGACAGUUUGCGUGCCGAUGUGCUGGAAUGGCCUGUGGAAAAGCAUGCUUACAGUUUGAUUAUUGACCGUUGUGAACUUGUAAACGUACACAAACGGUCUAAUUACCGCGUCAAAUUGUGUCCGUUUGUUGACACGAGCGUAACCUCUCUUUCUGCUUCCAGCUAUAUUCACCAACGUUGCACUUUUUCUACUGCUUAAAGUUGCUUUGAUAACCACUGUGUGUUACAUUCUCAGAGAAUUAAUAAUGCACUUAAAUUUAAUUUGUACAAAUGUGUCGAAACCAAUGUUGUAUUAUGGGUUGUAUUUAAGCAAUGGUACUCAAUCCAGCUGUCACGCAUGCAAACAGUAUCAUUUCUGCGUGAGAUUUUAUAUAUUUUUGUGUUGUCACUGUUAUUCUGUUAUUAUACUGUUUUCUUUAGGAAAAAUAAAUAAACACUUGCUCAUUUCA
Fundulus heteroclitus (mummichog) is the source of this 4253-nucleotide messenger RNA. It is a transcript of the gene ano6, whose product is annotated as anoctamin 6. The transcript has 20 exons. The coding region runs from base 267 to 2999 and encodes 910 amino acids. NCBI's taxonomy places the organism in Eukaryota, Metazoa, Chordata, Actinopteri, Cyprinodontiformes, Fundulidae. Gene Ontology annotation, cellular component: plasma membrane. The record is from RefSeq and is a predicted model, not a curated record. Gene Ontology annotation, biological process: calcium activated phosphatidylserine scrambling; calcium activated phosphatidylcholine scrambling; chloride transmembrane transport. Gene Ontology annotation, molecular function: protein dimerization activity; chloride channel activity.